CUCACAUCCCGCCAGUAAAUUGGCCCAAUGCUCCGAUGGCGGUACCGGCGGUAGACGAUGACCGUGGGCAUCACAGAAGAAGAGGAAGCGCACCUGCAAGUGGUCUAUGCUGCACGGCAGGAUCUGCUGAACGGAGAGAAUUUAGGAAAACAAUGGGAUGCCACGCAGACGCUGGGGCAUCCUGUUGAGAAUGCCACCAGCAUGGUGAUCAUCCGUGGUGCGGAGGUCUUGGCUGAAGCGCUCACCAGGACUGACCUGGACGCCGGCAUCCGCUGGGGCGCGGCGGAAUCCAUCGCACACCUGGGGGAGGCUGCGGGGAAUACCGCCGCGUUUGCGCUGGCCAAGGCCUUGCUGCAGAGAAAACCUGGACAGGUGGUGUCGGAUAGCUACGUGCGAACUGGCUUGGCCGAAUGCAUUGGCCGCAUGGGCGCCGCCGCGCGUGGCAGUGGUGCCGUGGCCUUGUCCAAGGCCCUGCAGGAUGACCGUGACGCCUCGGUCCGGAGGAGAUCUGCGAUGGCUCUGGGGCACCUGGGGCACAUUGCAGGGAAGUUAGGCGCGUCAGCCUUGGUACGGGCACUGAAAGUGGACAAAGAUCUCUUGGUGCGUUGCCGUUGCGCUGAAGCCCUGGGUGCGGUGAAGUCUGGGGAGGAAGAAGCGAAAGCUCUGGUGGAGGCCCUUCGUGGCAACGAGACGGAUGUCCGCUGGCGUUGCGCCAUGAGUUUAGGCAAGUUGGGCCCCAUGGCUGGAAAGGAAGGGGCUGCAGCCCUCCUCAAGGCGCACUCCGACCGGGUGGUGGCGGUACGUGAGCACGCCAUGCGGGCAGCCAACAUGGCGGUGGCACGCUGUUUGGAGGUUUUAGAGGAGCUGGUGCAUCCCUACAUUCGUGGUCUGGCCCUGUGGUUCCUCGGCUCCGUGGGUCCACGACGGGAGAGCACCGAGGCACUGGUGGCAGUGAUGCUGCGGGAGGAGGUCUACCUGCGGCGUCGCGCCUGCGAGGGCCUCGGCUGCCAGGGCCAAGGCAUGGGUGCCUUGGGCGCCUUGGCCCUGCGACGAGCCGUGGAGGAGGACCCCGAUGUGUACAUCCAGUGGCACGCCUCCCAAAUCUACCAGCAGCUGCCAGCAGAACUGCAGGCGAAAGCAGAAAGUUCUGAAGCGUCAGAGGAAUUGAAAUCACUCGUAGCGAAGGAUGCACUGAGACAGCAGGAACUGAAGAAACAAAGGAAGGGCACGGUAAUACCCCGCUGGGAGCCUGAACUGCCCGAGCCUCCACCCGAAGAGGAGGCUCCACUUCUGCCGGACAUGGCCAUGGAACGGCAACGGCCCGCAGAGAUCACUACGCCACAGGAGCUGAAGAGUCCUUCGGGGCCCUCUCCGACAGUGCCAGCCAAUAUGGAUGCUUGGGCGAACAGUCCGUUGUCGCCACAGACGCCCAUCGAGCCUGAGGCCGAGGUGGUGAAGAGCUUCGUGGACACGGCACGCUCCAGAGAUGUUUUCCGAGCUUUCGCGGAGGGUGGUGAGAUCAACCGUGAAGAUCUCUACAAGGCCUUGAAGAUGUUAGGUCACGUGGAGGUCAACAACGAGUGGGUCAGCGCCAUCGUGAAGGACAAGUUCUCGGACCGGAACUUCUUGGACGCGUUAGAUUUCUCGAAGUUUUUGGCCGAGUACGAAGCGUGCCACAUGAACUACGUUCGCAUGAAAUUUGCGGAGGCCGAUGUGGACGGCUCCGGCCGCGUGGACGCCGCCGAGCUCGCGCAGGUGCUGCGGCGCGCUGGCUUCACGCCCAUUACAGGCGUUGUGGAGCAGCUGCUCUUGGAGGUCUGUCCUCGAGCCAUGGAGGUGACCUUUGUGAACUUUGCCAAGAUCCUAGGCAUCAUGCGCUACCGGCUGGGCUUCACUUUGCAGGAAUAUUCCGAGAUCAUGGCCGCCUUCCGACGUGAGGACCGUUCAGGACGAGAGAAGCUGAACCUCUUGGAGGCAAGAAGCUGUCUCGAUUGGUUGGGCUUUGAUAUCUCUCAAGAGGACUUGGAAGCUGUGUGGCACGAGGACCUCAAGGUCCAAGCGCAAGCGAAUUCCUCGCAGACCGAGGAGGAGUACGGAAUCAACGACUUCGACAUGGUGCGCCUGGUACGGGCGGUACGUGAACGCGAGGCACACUUCGUUGCCAGGCGCUUGAGGUGCGCCGCUAGGAGGGGUUGA
This is a messenger RNA of Cladocopium goreaui, 2196 nucleotides long. NCBI's taxonomy places the organism in Eukaryota, Dinophyceae, Suessiales, Symbiodiniaceae. The record is from the annotation of a GenBank genome assembly.